Molecule: messenger RNA, 2796 nt
Organism: Cuscuta epithymum
Lineage: Eukaryota; Viridiplantae; Streptophyta; Magnoliopsida; Solanales; Convolvulaceae
Source: the annotation of a GenBank genome assembly
AACCUCACUCAUUUGCCAAACAAAGACAAAAACACUAGCCUCCCUCCUCUCCCACUCAUUGUACUCGUCCAGCACCAAGGAAAGGUGGAAAAGGAGCUCUGAACCCUCACCUUCCAUAGCCAACUCGAGUUCAAGUUCCAACAAGAAAAAGGGAGAAGUUUAGGAAAGGAAAAUGGAAAAAAGUGUGGUGAUUAAGGAGCUUGAUUAAGGCUUUCAAGAGCUUUCACGAAGUUGAAAGAGUCACCGGAGUUGUCGCCGGAGUUCGCCAAAAGUCGCCGGAGUUUCGCCGGAGUUCAACCGAGUAGAGUAGAACUUCGUAGCGCUAAUUCGAGCUAGAGCUUGCUACCUGCACCUUCUACGGGUGACAUCCAAUUCAAGGAAGACGUGGUUCGUGCUUCCUCAUGUUCUUUCAAAUUACUAAACAUUGCCCAUGGAUAUUUUUAUUUGUUUUAAACUACUUUUGGGUUUGCAGGCCCAUGUUAUUGGCCGAAUGUGGCCUAUGAAUUACCGCUGAAUAUUUCCGCUAUUCAAUGAUUUAAUUGUGAUGUUGUUAUGUAUGUUUACUACUGAGUAUGGAUGGAUUGUUUUCUCGAACGCCUUGUAUGAUUUAGUGAGGUUGACCCGCGGGUAACGUCACUCGAUUAUACGACGGUUGUACACGCGCUUUGAUUGCGGUCUGGGACGUGACAGAAAAGACCUAUCGAAUCUAGCCGUUUGGAUAUCCACAGGAUUACAGGAAGAAAACACUCCGUAGAUACCAGGCCGGAGGUCCUUCGCCUACCACCACCCUUUCGCCUACCGCAACUACUCCGCGUACCGCCACUCCUCUGCUGCUCGAUCUGCUUCCAUAUUCAGAGACUGGAGAGCAACGACUUCAAUGGAGAGCAGUGGCGUCAAUGGGAGAAACGCAGCUGAGCAGAAGAAAUCGCACACACCGAACAAAGAGAGGCGGAGAAAUUGAGUUUAAUUAGAGGAAGGGUAAAAGUGUAAUCUGGAGUCCUAUUUGGGAAAUAAAAAACUUGAUGUCCUAUUUUGGAAUUUAGUCUAUGUUUUAGUCUGCACAAUUUCUUAAAAGUAAAAGUAGUAAAGUACCGUACCAUAGGAUAACAUUGGCUCGUCCCAUGAAGUCUUUAAAACGACAAAAAUAUGCAAUAAUGGAUGCAAAACCAGCAAGCACAAUAAGAAUCGCCCCUGAAAUCACACAAGGGAAUAUGGCUCUGCAGCUCGACGCGCCGUCCUCAUUUCCCUACAUGUUAUUACAUGUAUAUAUAUAUUCCGGGAAGGAGGGAGAAUGUAGUAUUAGUACGUGGUUUCAAACUACAAAUGUAAGACUAAACUUAAUGACGAAAAUCUUAUAUACCCUUGAAUAAUUUCCCAGGGCACGGUGGUCAACUGGUCACUCCCAAGGCGGGUUGGUCAUCGGAGGGUGGCGGCGGAGCACCGGCAACAGCGGCCGGAGGACAUGUUGCCGGAAGUGGCCGGAGGUGACGGUCAGUGACAGUGGCCAGAGGUGGUAGCCAUCGGCGGCGGCGGUCACUAUCAAACGAGAGAAACUGCCCUCAAGAAGAGGCUUUUGGGGUUAUGAUUAUGAAGAGGAAACACAAAAAACUGGGUCUGUUUCAAGAAACAAAUCUGGUAAUUGGACACCCAUUUCCAGGAAAACAACAGGAAUGGUGAGGGUAGAAAAGAGUUGCAGGGCGCGAGGGAGUAACCGGCAGAAACACGAUAUUGAUCUUCAGGAUGGUAACUUCACAACCCAGGAAGAGGAACUCAUUGUCAAACUUCAUGCCACCAUAGGAAGCAGGUGGACAAUAAUAGCACAACAGGUACCAGGAAGAACAGAGACAGAGGUGAAGAACGUGUGGAACGCAAAGCUGAAGAAGAAGCUCACUGCCAUGGGGAUCGAUCCCGUCACCCACAAACCCUUCUCCCAAAUCCUCUCCGACUUUGGCAACAUCGGCGCCGGUUUCCCCCCUUCUUCCCCCCAUUCCUUUUCCUCCAGCCGCCGCAGCUUUGGCUCCCUCACCAACCCUCCGACACCACACAGAGCAGAGCCACCACCAGAAGAUUUCGGCGGCGGCGGCGGCGGCGAUCCUUUCCAGCCGGCCAGCAAUUCCGAUGACCCCCAUCAUCGCCACGCCGCCGACCUUUUCGCCGAGCUCCAAGCCAUUAAAUCCAUCACAAAUAACAAUUACUCAGUGGUCGAAGCUCCCCUGUCUUCUUCACUAUCAUCAUCUUCCUCAUUAACAUCUACUGUGGAUAAUCACCAUCAUCAUCAAGAGACCAAUAAUGGGGGUUUCAGCUGGUGCGAUUUUCUGCUUGAAGAUGCUUUUUUGCCAGCUCAGCAAUCAGAGUGGGACCCUCCACAGGAGCCGGCAGGGAAUCGUGAUGACGGGGACCCUCCUGAAAACGACAGGGUUUCUUCGUCAAACGACGACCAUCUUGAAGCUGCUGCUUCGUCUUUUAUGGAAGCAAUGCUGUCUCGGGAAGACGAAAUGUUUUUGGAUUUCCCUGGACUCUCUGAGGAACCGUUCUACUAUUGACCCACUUCCUUAAUUACCCAUUACCUAUGAGUUAAUAUUUGACUAAUUGUGAUGCAUAAGAAAAGAAAUUGAGUUUUAGUCAUAAUUUUAGGUCAAUUAUUUUAUUCCGCAUCAUGGAAGGUGUAGAUUUCAUAACAUAAUUGGAAUGUACUUCGUAUGUUUUACCUGUUGUAUCGCUUUUCACUUGUAUGCCUCACAAAUUUUGUUUUAAUAUAUGGUGACAUAUAUUUUAUGAUAGAAAUUAAAUAGUCUA